This is a messenger RNA of Patiria miniata (bat star), 1737 nucleotides long. RefSeq names its product lectin L6-like. The transcript has 3 exons. Lineage: Eukaryota; Metazoa; Echinodermata; Asteroidea; Valvatida; Asterinidae. The coding region runs from base 103 to 933 and encodes 276 amino acids. The record is from RefSeq and is a predicted model, not a curated record.
AGAGAGAAGCACCAGACAUCUGAGCCAACUUUCGCCUAGCAUUGUCUGUGGUGUACUGGAUCACAUUGUCUGCAGUUAUCUCGAUUCAACACCGUCUUAAAGAUGGUCUUCAAGUAUCAUUGCUUGGUGUGGGCCCUCUGCAUCAUCACUGAGGCUAUGGGGCACACUUGCCCGGCGACCACGGCAUGGGGUCGCCUCCCUGGGGCCUUGAAGCACGUAUCAGUGGGCCUGUCAGGAGUAUGGGGCGUCAACGUUCACGACAACAUCUACUACAGAGGCAACUCGUACGGUGAGGAAGAGAGCGCAACCUGUGCGGCCUGGCAACAAAUCGGUGGGGCUCUGAAACAGCUUGACGUGGGGAAGAACGUAGUGUGGGGCGUUAACUCACACGAUAACAUCUAUUAUAGACAAGGCAUAUCCGCGACUAAUCCAACUGGUACGAGAUGGGCACGGGUGUCUGGGGCCUUGAAACACGUCAGUGUUAGUCAAAAUGGGCAUGUUUGGGGGGUCAAUAAGCAUGACAACAUCUAUCACCGCAUUGGGGCAAGCAACUGCAACCAGGGCGGGGACACUUGGAGGAAGAUUGGAGGGGCAUUGAAGCAGAUCUCGGUGGGUAACUCCGGGGUGUGGGGUGUGAAUGCGGGCGAUAAUAUCUACUACAGGUUGGGUACUUACGGUGACCUGCCCACUGACCCAGACGGCACUGGGUGGAGACAGGUCUCAGGCGCGCUCAAGUAUAUCAGUUCGGCUGACAUGGUGUACGGGGUUAACUCGGGGGAUGCGAUCUACUAUCGAGGGGGUGUGACGCCCGCCACACCCUGGGGUAGCACUUGGCAUCAGAUCGGAGGGGCCGCGAAGCAAGUUGAGUCUCUGUCGUGCCUGGUGUGGGUAGUCAACUCCAGCGACAAUAUUUGGAAAAAGAAAACUGACUAAAAGGGAUUCUCGAUCAGGAAGGCAAACGUACGACACGCACUGCAAAUCAAACAGCAGUGUCAAUUUGACACCGGUGGUAUCUAUAUAGGACUACCGGUGUUCAAUUAACACUGCAGUUUUGCAGUGAAAAUGGUACUGGUUUGAGACCUGGUUAAUUGAUAAUCACUUGAAAUUAAUAAAUGCAUGAGUUUUAUCUUCUGCUAAGAUUAUACUUUAAUUAGAUCUAUACAUCUGGGUUAUGUGUCUUUCAAGAAACAAAUCUCAUCAUGGUUCAAAUUCUGCUGAACCUUGUCCAAUGUUAACAAUACUGAACUGACAUUCACUUUAGGGCGAUUUCUAAUCAUGUGGCACAUUUUCUUUGAUCAUUGAAAAACAACGCGACCGCCUUUAGGAAUGGCUAAUUGGAAUAUUUUAUGUGAUUUUGCUUUUGGUAUAACGGUUUCCUUUAAGCAUCAUUAUACUUGUGUCGUAUGGUGCGAAGUGCAUUGGCAAUCUUAAACUAAUUUAUGGUAGAUAACAUAAUCAAGGUUAUGCAAAAUUGCGCCCAUUUUUUUCUGACUGAAACAGGUGAAAACUGGUACUUGAAAUACAAAGUAAACUGAGAAACCAUUACGGAAGACCUAAUGAAUUGAACGAGUUUACUGCAAGAAUUAUUGACAAGCUUCGGUCGAACCCAGAAUUUGAUUUCUUUAUUGAAUUUAAGCUUCUAUUUAUGUCGCUAAUGUCUAUAUAGAAUUAGUUAUUUCCUUUCUGGACUAUAUGCAUGAAUAAAUAAAAUGAAACAAUAAAAGCAUGAAAAAAAAA